AUGGUUUGCGAAGCUGCGAUUCGCUACACAUCAGGAGAGUCGGUGGAGCUGCCAUUACGCGUGAGAUCGUCGAUUCACGACAAGCUGUGGGUCACACGCGGGGAUCAAUGGGUGUCCACCAUGUCUGAUGGGCCAGGGAGGGCGAAGUACAUCUCGAUCACUAACAUCGGGGACGAAGUGUUGAUCCUACAUCAAGAUCCGCGGAUCCGAAAAUGUCUGGACGGGGAUCAUGUGCUGCGACUACCGGGUGUCAUCUCGAUCGGGUUUCGUCGUUACAUGGAGUGGCAGAAUCUAGCGCUAGAAGCCACGACAGACGAUCGAUCCGAAGAUAUGGAGAUCGAAGCCCCGCUGGAGCCCAUGGUAGAGCGACCCGAGUAUAAAACUCCGCGCACAAUACUCCAGAGGCCGAAGACGACGUCGAUCAAGUGUCGGAAGAUCGAGGCGAGUCCGGAUCAAGACGUUCCCGACUGCCUGUCUUCGGAUAACUCGCCGUCGGACAAAUCUGUCGUCGGAGAUUCGACCGUUGGAUCUAGCGUCUGUCGCAAGCGAGGAGUCAGAUCUUUCGUCUAUCGCAGCUGGAGACUCUAUAUUGCAUGCCGUAACGGUCAAGAUCAAGAUUAUGAUGAAUGGGUAUACUACGAUGAAGGAAGUGAUCUGUACGCGGACGAUGUCGACGGUCAGAUGGCGGUACUGCCUGAACUGCCCGUGACGACGGAAGAUAUAAAGAUCGAGGACAUUCAGGUGUGUGGAUCUGAUAAUCAGACCCCAGAAAAACUUGAUCGACUUUGCCAAAGGAUCUGGAAGUUCUGGUACCUCUUGAUCGGCAAAGGUAAUGCCCUGCCGCCGGCCGCCCGAGGUGUUGUUUGCGACAUCGAUGUCGGAGGAGCGAGACCUAUCGCCCUCAAAUGUCGUAAGUUGCGGAUCCAGUUCAGGGAGAAGCUGGCGGACUUGAUCAAGGGUCUGUUAUCUGCCAAGAUGAUCAAUUACUCUAGAUCCCCAUGGGCUUCCCCGAUCGUGGUGAUCAGCAAGAAGAACGGAGUGGAUAUCAGGUUGUGCAUUGAUUACCGGUUGGUUGACAGUCUAACGCAGCUGAUGGUAUACCCAAUGCCCUUGAUCAAUGACUUUCUUGAAGAUCUGGAAUCGACACUUUGGUACUGUUCUUUGGAUAUGACGAGUGGAUUUUGGGUAGUGAAAAUGACGUAUCGUGCUUGUUUGAUCUCAGUUUUUAUCACUCCCUUUGGACAAUUUGAGUGGAAUCGGAUACCUUUUGGCUUGAAGAAUACGUCCCAGAUCUAUCAACGUAUGAUCGAUAACGCGCUAUAUGGAUUCACCCGGAUCCCGAAGUCCGAAGGUCAUGGAAGCACUUUGGAUGUGUUUGAGGACGGGGAACCGGUGGAUCCAAGCCAGCCAUCGGUGCUUGGGCGUAGAUCAUACAUCGAAGACAUCCUGGUCCCGGUCAAUGACUGGGAUCAACUAUGUGACCGAGUGGGAGGUUUGCUCGAAGCGUGUGAUAAGUGGAAUUUGUCGAUCAGUGUGGUUAAGAGUUUCUGGGGAAUGCCUAAGGUGGAAUAUCUCGGGCAUAGGGUCUCUCACAAGGGACUGGAGGCGAAAUCGAAAGAUCUGUCUGCAUUGACUGAUCUAACAUUUCCAGGAUCACUCAGAGCUAUGCAGUCAUUUUUGGGAAGUCUGAACUAUUAUAGCCGAUUUAUCAAAGACUACGCGAUCUACGCGUCGGUUCUGUAUGAAUUACGAGAAACCGACUUUGUUGCGAUGAUGAGGGAAGCUACCCAAGCGCGGAUCCAACAAGUACUGGAAUAA
Molecule: messenger RNA, 1818 nt
Organism: Phytophthora megakarya
Lineage: Eukaryota; Oomycota; Peronosporomycetes; Peronosporales; Peronosporaceae
Source: the annotation of a GenBank genome assembly